Molecule: messenger RNA, 988 nt
Organism: Hordeum vulgare subsp. vulgare (domesticated barley)
Lineage: Eukaryota; Viridiplantae; Streptophyta; Magnoliopsida; Poales; Poaceae
Product: putative HVA22-like protein g
Exons: 5
Coding region: 385-621 (78 amino acids)
Source: RefSeq, a predicted model, not a curated record
CGCUCGAGCGUCUCCGUUUCUUCUUCCUUCCUCAGAUCCAGCGCCCCACCAAGCCGCCGUCCGAGGUUUCUCCGGCUUGCUCUCCUCGCCUCGCCUCUCCUCGGGCUCUCCCUCUCCCUCCCCGCAUUCCCUUCCACCGCAUUCCGGGGUGUAUUUAGCCUCCGGUCCCUAGAGGCAGGCAGGAGGGGGAGGCGCGCGAGCACCCGGACGGCCGUCUCCACCGUCGGUCACGCGGCGCCCACCUCCGGCCGCCCUCCGUCCAGAUCCCUCUUCAGUCAGGUUUCCCCCCGCGGCCCGCGCCUUCUCCUUUCCGGCGCCGGCGGCGUCCUCUGACCCGUGCUCUGGAUCUGGGUGUUGUGCGCAGACGGUCCAUCGGAGAAGAUUAUGGGCGGCUUCGUCUCCAGGAUCCUCGUGCUGGUUUUCGGCUAUGCGUAUCCUGCAUACGAGUGCUACAAGACUGUCGAACUGAACAAACCUGAGAUCGAGCAACUUAUAUUCUGGUGUCAGUACUGGCUACCAUUUUACUCAGAGGCAAAGCCGCUGUUCUUUAUAUACUUGUGGUACCCCAGGACAAAGGGGACUACCUACAUUUAUGGGACUUUCAUUAAGCCAUACAUUUGACAGCAUGAGAAUGAAAUUGACCGUAAUUUGCUUGAGUUGAGAGCUCGUGCCAGCGAUGUUGUUGUCAUUUAUGUCCAGAAGGUUGCUGCUGUUGGACAGAAUACCUUCUUUGAUGUUUUGAAGUAUGUUGCCUCACAAUCACCAUCCCAGAAAUCAAAGCAACAACGUUCUCAGGUCAAGCAGGAUGAUAUCUCUGGUUCUCAUGACAUCUAGGAUGCUUGAAACUUUAUUAUCUUUUGAGUGAAGAGCCGUCUUUGUUUUGCAAACACUACCUGGAUGGAAAAUCCUACAAAGCGUUUGUAGAGAAGCAUACGGGAGCUAUGUUUGACAAAUGCCUGAUGUACAGGUUAGGCUCUGUAAAAAAUAA